AAAAACUAAAAAGAAGUCGCCGACAGAGCAGCUGCAGAUGCUGCUGCGGCUAUUUGUUAAUGUCAAAGAGGAAAGAACGCGGAAAGAAUAUUGGGCACACUCACACUCGUCUCUCCUGCCCCAUAUCUGCAGAAAGAGUGCAGUGUAGGUAGAGUUAGCAUGUUCAACAAACUCAACAAAAACACAUUCUGAUUAUUCAUUAUUCAUUAGAAUAGAAUGGCUUCGAUGAAAACCAUUUCAGUCUCACUACUCCUCACUCUCAUCCUCUUGUUCUCAUUCACAAUAACUAACUCCCCUCCAUCCCUCUCCAUCACAACAAAAACAACUCCAUCUCUUCGCAGCAGAUCACUCCUCAUCACAACAACAACCUCCUCCUGCACCUCUAAAUCCAACGGAAUCCUCAACUAUCACUGCAUUUUCCCCCAAAACCCUUCCCUCUCAAUCACAUCUCUCUCCAUUCUCCUCUUCCUCCAUUUCUACAUCCUAAUCAAAACCGCUUCUCACCAUUUCUCAAUCGUAACUACCAAACUCGCUUCUCACCUCAAUCUCUCCCCUAGUAUGGCCGCCGUCACACUUCUCGCUCUCGGUAACGGCUCUCCCGAUGUUUUCUCAUCUCUCGCCGCACUUCGCGCCGGUCAAUACCGUACUGGCUUCGGCGCUAUACUCUCUGCUGGAGCUUUUGUUUCUGCUCUUGUUGUUGGCUUUGUUGCGAUCUACGCCGCUCCUUUUCCCGUUGAUCCGGCGCCGUUUGUUAGGGAUGUGUUGUUCUAUUUAACUGCUGCUAUGUUUCUCUUUUAUGUUUAUCUUAGUGCUGAGAUUUUUCUAUGGCAAGCCGUUGGAUUCGUUGCGUUUUAUCUCUUUUUUGUUGGUUUUGUGUUUUAUAUGGAUUUGGGAAUUGUGAAUCGUAGUGAAAAGAGUUCUGUGGAUCUUGAGGGACAAAUUGAAUCGUAUUGCGAUCAAAAAUCGACGGGAUCUGUUGAAAAAGUUAAACACGCUUCUGGAUUUACUGGAUCUUUUCGUUUGAUUUCUAAAGCAUGGGAGCUUCCUGUCUCAACUCUCCUAAGAUUGACGGUCCCUCAACCAGCACCAUCGCAAUGGAGCAGAUUUUAUGCAUCAGCCAAUAUCGCUCUUUGUCCUCUAGCCCUCUUGUAUGCAUGCAACUCAUUCGUGCCACUUAAUCAUCCCAUAGUUUUCCUCCUCCCCAAUACUCUUUUCCCUCUUUGGUCCGUAGUGCUCAUGACAAGCUUCUCUCUUGCAUUUCUUCAUUUUGUAAUGGAAAAAGAACCCCCAAAAGCAGAGCAUUUGCCUGUGGUGGUCGUGGCAUUUGUGAUGAGUGUGUUUUGGAUAUCUACCACAGCUGGAGAGCUGGUGAAUUGCCUCGAAGCUUUAGGUACGCUUCUCAAAGUUCCAGCAUCAUUCCUUGGUCUUACGGUGCUGGCAUGGGGAAAUUCAGUGGGGGAUCUUGUUGCUGAUGUGGCAGUUGCUAAAGCUGGUCAUCCGGCAAUGGCAAUGGCUGGAUGCUUUGCUGGACCAAUGUUUAACAUGCUUGUUGGUCUUGGAACUGCUUUGGUCAUACAGACGACAAAUACAUAUCCUAAAGCCUAUGAACUUAAUUUCCAUGUUGGUAUAGUGAUUGCAUUUGUGUUCCUUCUUUUAAGCCUCAUGGGGUCUCUCUUGGUAAUCACUUGGUCCCGAUUCCGAGUGCCUAGGUUUUGGGGAUUCUGUCUUGUGGGCCUCUAUAUUGUUUUUAUGGCAGUGAGUUCGGUAGUAGCCAUCUUUUCAAGUUGAUUGUUCACAGGAAGAUUUAGAUAGGUCUGUUCAAAAAAACCAGUUCUUUUGAAUCAUAUUCAAAACAAAUAUGGGCUUCUUUGAAUACCCAAACUAUUUAUGAAGAAAAACUAGCCCGUUCCAUUUUAUGCAAAAAAUCCAGUUCUUGAUACCUGGUUUCUCCUCUUCUCUCAGAGACUCUUGCACUCAACUCAAAUUCACAAAUCACAGCUGAAGAACUGUAACCCCUACCCCCUAAUUUGAAACCAAAUCUCUUUGAUUUCUCGUUGUAAUUCCUUAAUAAAUCCAACUCAUUGCUUGUGAUUCCUUUCGUGCAUUCUCAAUUACUUGUGAUUUUGGUUAUUUGAGUUCAUUCUCAACUCAGAUUUAUUCAUGCUCUGAGCUCUUCAAUUGUGCACUUUCUUGUGAUUUCAUUCAUGUGAUAUUCUCUUCAUUCUCUGUUAAAGAUUAAGCUUUCUUCCCUUGAAACUCGGUUCCAGACUGAAGCUUUUUUUCAUAUACCUGAAGCUUUUUCCAGCAAAGUUCAGUCUGGUGUUUCACUCCAUGAAGGCGUGAAGGUCAUUUUCAGCAGGUCUUUUCACACACUCAGGUAUUACCAUCUUGAUGCUUACUAUGAGCGUCAAAUGGAAAAAGAGAUGAAAAGUGGUUUCAGUUCAAGAAGGUCCAGGCAACAGAACAAACUGUUCUCAGUGAUGAAAAGCAAUGUAGAUAACAAGUAUUGUCUCUGAUGACCCGAAUUGUUUCACCCUUCCAUAGUCAUUUUCCGUUGUACCUAUAGACAUGAAAUGUUGGAAGCACGUGAGAAGUACAAGGAAUAGCAAGUGAUGGUUUUAUUGGCUCAAUCAAAAGUCGGACCAAAAGUGUACAGUGUAUUUGAAACCUAGAAAUUUGAGGCAAGUAGUCAAACAACGCAGUUCAAACUCGAAGAACACAUGGUGCAGUCAGUGAUAGCUUGAACAAUACCAGAACUUCAGGAACAAGCAUUUACCAUGUCUAAUACGACAUUAGCUAAGAGCAUUUAGUUGUUUUUGAUUGUGCACAUUGUUCAAAUGCUAAGUUUUUGUAUUUGGCCUGGUUUUGUGUGGACUGGUUGGUAUUGUGUCAACUCAAGUAUGCAUUCUUUUCGUUUCUAAACA
Molecule: messenger RNA, 2924 nt
Organism: Trifolium pratense (red clover)
Lineage: Eukaryota; Viridiplantae; Streptophyta; Magnoliopsida; Fabales; Fabaceae
Product: cation/calcium exchanger 5
Exons: 5
Coding region: 217-1788 (523 amino acids)
Biological process (GO): monoatomic cation transport; transmembrane transport
Cellular component (GO): membrane
Molecular function (GO): monoatomic cation transmembrane transporter activity
Source: RefSeq, a predicted model, not a curated record